UUGCUUUGCUUUCCCCUGACUUCUCACAUCAGCACAAGCCACUGACAGGCUCCCUUUCUGGCCGUUGAUCUGCCGUUCUGUUCCCGCUCACUGCGUAACCGAAGCUCCUAUCACCGUAUUUUCGGCUCCCGAUGCGGUGCGGGCAGCAAGGGGUUUGUCUGCCAGAGAAGUGAAAAGCGGUCGAACCGCGUGCUGAUGCGAUCUAAUGAGCUAGUAGCGGAGGCAUGAGGCUGCUAGUAACGGAGGCAUGAGGCCGAGACCAGGGUGGUCGCUGCAGCAUUUCGUGCUUCAAGCGAAAGUGAAGGCUCUUUACAGGGAUGCCCUCAGGACCGUUCGCCUCGCGCCUGCUGAGUCGAGAGCCGAUUUGCACCAGGUGAUUCGCGAAGAAAUCGAGAGGCAUGCAGGGGAGAGCGAGAUCAGCAAGAUCCGGUUCUACAUGAGCGAGGGCGUGCAGCGACUCAAGGAGCUCAAGGCCAUGCUGGAUAACCAGGGGCGCUGAGUGAAUUGUGCAGGUAGUUUGCCACGUGGCGGUUGCUGCUGUUGCAGAAAGGUGGCUGUUGAGUCGGCUCUAACGCGAGGGCAUGCAGCGACUUAAGGAGCUCAAGGCCAUGCUGGACAAUCAGGGGCGCUGAGAUAGUUUGCGACGUGGUUGGAUAUAGCGAAGCGGUAACCCCCCCCCCCCCCAAAAACAAAAAGUGGCAGCAGGUCUGCUGGGAAUGGGAGUUACGAUCAGAAUUGUGCUUCGAGAUCAUUGCAGCUUGUUGGCUGGUAGAGACUUCAGGGUGAAAGGAUAGACAAGGCGAGGCGUGGGGGAUGGAAGUGCGGGGUAGAGAGGGUCUGGAGGUGGAGGAGGAGGAAGAAAGGAAAGAGGAAGUGGGUUAUGAGGAGGGAGAGGAGGGGGACAGAGUGGAGGAGGGAGAGGAGGGGGGCGAGGGAGAAGAGGGAGAAGAGGAUGAGACAGAGGAGGAGAAUGACGAGGAGGAGGAUGAUGACGAGGAGGAGGAGGAAGAGGAGGAGGAGGAUGAGACAGAGGACGAGGAGGAUGAGCCAGAGGACCCUCCAAUGGUUCUCAUUCCAUGGCGUGCAGUACGAUGGAAAGAUGGGGGCGAAUUACAAGAGUCACAGCAAAGCAGCCUCAGCAAUCAACCGCUCCCGAUCGAUGUGUGGCUGCGGAUAGCCCAUGCUUUGGCAGAUUCGUCUCUCAGUAGGAGCGGUGUGGAGCCAGGAGCAGAUGCAGCCGAGUGCUGCUCGUGGCCCCUCGUGCUGAGUGCCGUUGCCCUCCCCUGCAUGCGCCACGCCCUCACAUCCCUCUCCUCCCUCUCCUUUGACGACACCUGCCGCUGCCCGCACUCCUCGAUCACUCUCCCCCAACGCCUUCGUAGCUUCCUGUGGCUUUCCAGACUUCCCUCCCAGCUGUCUCACCUCUCCCUCUCUCUCUCCGCCUCCCCUCCCCCUCUCCUCCGCUCUCUCGUGCAUUCCUUCCCCUCCCUCGCCUCUCUCACCUACCUCCAUCUCUUCUUCUCCCGCCGCCUCUUCCCCCCUCCUCGCCUCCUCCUCGCUCUCUCUCGCGCCUCCCGCCUCCAGUCGCUCGUUCUCAGCCAUGCGAUCAAAUUGGACGGUGGAAAUGCGAGCAAAACGGACGGCCAUGAUGGGAGUGAAACGGACGAUCAUGACGGGACGAUCAUGGUGGAGGGAGAGAUGAGGGAGCUGAUCUCAAGGAUGGAGCAAGGGGAGCCGAAACAGCCUCUCGGACAGGACGGGAGGCCCUUUGCAUCUCUCUCAUCGCUGCACCUCACUCUCGCCGUCUGCUCCCCUCUCGUGCUCCGCCUCGUCGCCUGCCUCGCCCCUCAGCUGCUCUCUCUGCGCCUCAUCUCCUCCUCUGGCGACUUUCAGGGUGGGGAAGAGGGCGAUAAGCCAGGCAAGGAAGAUGCUGAAGUCCCGGGCAUGAGAGGGAGGACAGGAGAGAGUACGAGAGGGAGAGAAGGACAGAGCAUGGGAGAAGGGGGGGGACCGCAACGAGGGGAAGGCCAUGCAGGGACACCUGAAGCAGGAAAGGCCUUUGCUUUUCACCUCCCCCUUGUGACGGAGGUUUUGAUCUCAGGGAUUGACUCUGCGAUAUCCCUGUCCGCGCCUCGCCUCACCUCCCUUGACUUUAGCUGGUGGAGUCCCCACUCUCGCCUCCUCUUGCUCCCCCCCUCCCCUCCCCAUCUCUCCUCUCUCUCCCUCACCCUCAAUCACUCCUUCCGCUGGGCCUUUCAUGCCCCUCACCUUACCUCGGUCGAUUCUCUCCGCACCAACAUGCUGCCGAAGGAUGCCGCCCAUCUGCCGCCCAGUGUGGUGAGCAGUGUCAAGGCCCUGCAGUGGGAAGUUCGACUCUCGCGGAAAGCGUCUGGUCGGCUGGACCUGAGCGUAUGGCGCAGUCUCUGUUGUUUUCACCUGACAGGUUGGCACGCAGUGUCUCUGUUGUCGCUGCGGUCAGGUGUUAUCUGGCCAGGUGGAUUGGAGGGGUUGUUUGUGGACUGCAUUGGGAGGGAUUUUCUGAGGGAGUUGAAAAGUGCGUUGAGAGAGGGAGAUGGAGAAGGCAUGUGUGAGGGGGCAGAUGGAGUGAGAAUGGCUGCUGGGGGAGAGGGAGACGGGAUGUUGGGGGGAAGUGUGGGAGAAGACGUGUUGGGAAGGGGAACCGAAGAAGGACAUGGCGUUGAGAGGAGCUUGAUGCAAGCAGUACAACGGAAGCGCAGGGAAGGUGGUUCUCCUGAAGAUGGCGAAGAGAAGCGAGUAAAUAUCGAGAUUGGGAGGCUAUGUGGCUGUGAGAGGCUUCUGUGGUUUGAAGGGUGGUAUUCUCAAGAAAGCUUGUUGUAUGUGUGGGAUGCAGCAUUGGGGCUAUAUCGGUUACCAGUAGUGAGUGAAAAAGCGGGCAGGAAAAGGAUUUCUGAGGAUGUGAGGAGUUUUUUGGAAUCCAAGGGGAUUGGCCAGCUCAUUGGGUUGACUUGAGCUAGUUAGAUCGGCCUUCUUGGUAGGGAAAUAAAGUUCAGACCAAGAAUUAUUUCUUUGCAUACUACUGCACCUACAUUGA
Closterium sp. NIES-67 is the source of this 3073-nucleotide messenger RNA. The record is from the annotation of a GenBank genome assembly. Lineage: Eukaryota; Viridiplantae; Streptophyta; Zygnematophyceae; Desmidiales; Closteriaceae.